Molecule: messenger RNA, 1138 nt
Organism: Nylanderia fulva
Lineage: Eukaryota; Metazoa; Arthropoda; Insecta; Hymenoptera; Formicidae
Product: tax1-binding protein 3 homolog
Biological process (GO): receptor localization to synapse; cell-cell adhesion; embryo development
Cellular component (GO): cell junction; basolateral plasma membrane
Molecular function (GO): protein kinase binding
Source: RefSeq, a predicted model, not a curated record
UCGUCGUCUAUAGGUCUACCUCGAUAACUGUCAUGCGCAUGACUGUCAAGCGUCGAAGCUCCAGUAAACGAUCAUCUGUUCGCAUUCCGAAAUUUAUAAGAAAUUAUAUCGCUCCAACAUCCUAGCACGAAAGCCAAAUUUUGUCGAAUCUUGUAUAUUCGCAGGCUCAAACGCUCGUAUUAAAAAUUUAUUAUUCGUGCUUUAUUGGGUGUGAACGAUUGAUCGCACGUGAGUCACCGGAAAGAUUUGUUAAGAAGAAAACGCUAAGUUUCUUAUUAUGUGCGCGAAAAUGGCCUUUCAACAUCAGCCGGGUACCGCUAUGGAGUGCCUAAGCAUACCAAUUACAUUACACAAAGAAACAGAAAUUAAUGAGAAUGGCGAAGAAGUAAUGAAAUGUGGCUUUAAAAUUGGAGGAGGAAUUGAUCAAGACUUCACGAAAAGUCCACAGGGUUAUACAGACAAUGGUAUAUAUGUAACAGAGGUGCACGAAGGAUCACCAGCUGCAAAAAGUGGUCUUAGGAUGCAUGAUAAAAUUUUACAAUGUAAUGGGUAUGAUUUCACAAUGGUAACUCACAAGAAAGCAGUUUCUUAUAUAAGAAAGCAUCCGGUGUUAAAUCUUUUAGUAGCUCGUAAAGGUGUCACCAGUACUUAAAAGAUGUGCCAAGAGAAAUUUUUUGAACAAUAUUUAUUUUUUAAUCUACUUUAAGCUGUUUGUCCAUUCAAUUUAUUUUUUCUGCCAAAUAUUAUAAUAAAUAUUAGUAAAAUUUUGAUCCAUUACUUCUAUAUAAAGAUAUCGUUAAAUUAUAUAGUUGAGGAAGUUAAAGUUUCUUUGUUUAUUUUAAAAUUGAUAUAAGAAUUUAUACUAAUCUGAUAUUGUUAGUUAAUAUUGUUAACACAGUCAGUUUCUUCUGAUCUAGAAUUAUCGAGAUCGAGCAUUUCCUCUAUUCCAAUAUUUCUCCUCAAUCUCCAGUCUUAUUCUAAUGACAUAUACAUGUAAUAAAAAUACUGCGCGUUUUGUUUUUCAUUUCACUUUUACUUUAAUAUGAUAAAUGUUCUACAAAAAACAGUAUGAAAAUAGAAUUGUAUCUUAUUUAAGAAAAAAAUAAUUGAGUUAGAAUAGAGAAAAAUUUAGAUCAGA